GCUCCCAGAGCUGGCAGCGGCAGUGAGGCUGGUGGCUGAGAUCAGCUGGGGCAGCAUUGUGGGGCUGGGGGUGCUGGAAGAGGGGGUUGGAGGUCUGGAGGCAUUCAGGGGCUCCCCUCGUCCCUCCAGGCUCCCGCAGCUGGCGGCGGCCGUGGGGCUGGUGGCCGAGAUCAGCCGGCAGCUGGGGCAGCGCCGGGCCGAGGCCGAGGCCGAGAUCGGGAGCAGCUUCGAGGAGCUGGAGGCGGCUCUGCGGCAGCGGCGGGAGGUGCUGCUGCGAGACCUGGAGGCCACCUGUGCUGCCAAGCAGCAGGUGCUGGAGGCGCAGCUGGAGGUGCUGCGGCAGGGCCAGGAGAGCAUCCUGAGCAGCUGCGCCUUCACGGAGCAGGCGCUGCACCACGGCUCGGCCACGGAGGUGCUGCUGGUGCAGAAGCAGAUGGGCGAGCGGCUGCGGGAGCUGGCGGCGCGGCCCUUCCCCGAGCACCCGCACGAGAACGCGCAGCUCGAGUUCCGCGCCGAGCCCGAGGGGCUGCGCCGCUCCAUCCAGAACCUGGGCGCGCUGCUGACCACCAGCGCCACGGCGCACACCACGGUGGCCACGGGCGAGGGGCUGCGCCAGGCCGUGGUGGGGCAGCCCUGCUCGCUCAGCGUCACCACCAAGGACAAGGACGGGGCGCUGGUGCGCAGCGGCGGCGCCCGCCUGCGCUUCGCCGUGACGGGCCCCGACGGCGCCGCGGCCGAGGCCGAGGUGCAGGACAACCGCAACGGCACCUACGAGCUGGUGUACACGCCGCGCGCCGAGGGCGACUUCGUGCUGUCCAUCCUGCUGUACGGGCAGCCCGUGCGCGGCUCCCCCUUCCGCGCCCGCGCCCUGCGCCCCGGCGACGUGCCCCCGUCCCCCGAGGAGGCCAAGCGUCGCGUCAAGUCCCCGGGCGGGGGGCACGUGCGGCAGAAGGCCCUGCGCCGCCCCGCCAGCAUGUACGGCAGCGCCAAGCGCAAGGAGAACCCCAUCGAGGACGAGCUCAUCUUCCGCGUCGGCAGCCGCGGCCGGGAGAAGGGCGAGUUCACAAACCUGCAGGGGAUCUCCACGUCCAGCGCCGGCCGCAUCGUUGUGGCCGACAGCAACAACCAGUGCGUGCAGGUGUUCAGUAACGAGGGGCAGUUCCGGCUGCGUUUCGGGGUGCGGGGGAGAUCCCCGGGGCAGCUCCAGCGCCCCACGGGGGUCUCUGUGGACACCAACGGCGACAUCAUCGUGGCCGACUACGACAACCGCUGGGUCAGCGUCUUCUCACCUGAGGGCAAGUUCAAGACGAAGCUGGGUGCGGGGCGGCUGAUGGGCCCCAAGGGCGUCGCCGUGGACCGCAACGGGCACAUCAUCGUGGUGGACAACAAGGCCUGUUGUGUCUUCAUCUUCCAGCCCAACGGGAAGCUGGUGGCGCGUUUCGGCUCCCGUGGCACCGCCGAGCGCCAGUUUGCAGGGCCCCACUUUGUGGCUGUCAACAACAAGAACGAGAUCGUGGUGACCGACUUCCACAACCACUCGGUGAAGGUGUACAACGCAGAGGGCGAGUUCCUGUUCAAGUUUGGGUCGCACGGGGAGGGCAACGGGCAGUUCAACGCGCCCACGGGGGUGGCUGUGGACAGCAACGGCAACAUCAUCGUGGCCGACUGGGGCAACAGCCGCAUCCAGGUACCGCACCUGCACAGCUGCACCUGCACAACACCUGUGCCGCACACCUGUACUGCACAGCUGGACCUGCACAAAUACCUGUACCCACACAAACACCUGGACCUGGACCUGCACACACACCUGGACCUGCACACACACCU
This is a messenger RNA of Neopelma chrysocephalum (saffron-crested tyrant-manakin), 1827 nucleotides long. Its product is annotated as tripartite motif-containing protein 3-like. The transcript has 7 exons. The record is from RefSeq and is a predicted model, not a curated record. NCBI's taxonomy places the organism in Eukaryota, Metazoa, Chordata, Aves, Passeriformes, Pipridae. Gene Ontology annotation, molecular function: ubiquitin protein ligase activity; translation repressor activity; protein binding. Gene Ontology annotation, biological process: protein polyubiquitination; proteasome-mediated ubiquitin-dependent protein catabolic process; negative regulation of translation. The annotation marks the transcript as partial.